Adineta ricciae is the source of this 6711-nucleotide messenger RNA. The record is from the annotation of a GenBank genome assembly. Lineage: Eukaryota; Metazoa; Rotifera; Eurotatoria; Adinetida; Adinetidae.
AUGUCAAAAUCGAUUAUGUUGAACAUAUUUAAAAACUUCAACUUCGUCGAAUUAACACCAUCCGCACGAACCUUUCUAGCACUGUUUGCUCGAGAUGCACUGGCGAAACAUAUCUAUUCGCAGUUGUUCGGAUGGAUUGUGAAUGAAAUAAAUAAAUCUUUAGAAUAUGUGGGACAACGACAGUCCUUUAUUGGAGUUUUAGACAUUUACGGUUUCGAAACAUUUGAAAUCAAUAGCUUUGAACAAUUUUGUAUAAAUUACGCGAAUGAAAAGCUACAACAGCAGUUUUGUCAACACGUUUUUAAACUUGAACAAGAAGAAUAUAUGAAAGAAGAAAUUACUUGGUCAUUUAUUCAAUUUUAUGAUAAUCAACCGUGCAUUGAUCUGAUCGAAAAUAAACUAGGAAUUUUAGACUUGUUGGAUGAAGAAUGCAAAAUGCCCAAAGGAUCAGACGAAAACUGGCAUAGGAAAUUAGUGAGUCAACAUGGCAAACAUCCGGAUUUUUUAACGAAAAAACUAGCAGCAAAUUCGACGUUUAUCAUCAAUCAUUUUGCUGAGAAAGUGGAAUAUUCAAUCGAUGGAUUUUUAGAGAAAAAUCGAGACACAGUUUUGGAAGAUCAAUUGAAAAUGUUGAAAGAAAGUGAAUUGGAGUUUGUUGUUCAAUUAUUCUUGGAAGAAGAUGAUGGAGUAAAAGGUUCGACAUCAGCGAAAUCGUAUCAAGUGCAGAAAACCGGAACGUUACAAGCAGCUUCCAAAGUUCAAGCACAAAGAAAGAAAACCGUUGGAUCGCAGCGCUAUUCACUUGGUUCACAGUUUCGUGAAUCUUUAACAAGUUUAAUGUCAGCAUUGAAUUCGACCGAACCUCAUUACGUUCGUUGCAUCAAACCCAAUGACGCCAAAGCUUCAUUCACAUUUGAACCUCGUCGUGCAGUGCAACAAUUGCGUGCUUGUGGUGUUUUGGAAACGGUUCGAAUCAGCGCUGCCGGUUAUCCAUCACGUUGGAGUUAUCACGAUUUUUUUGUGCGUUAUCGGUUAUUAACACGUUCAGCGUUGAUCGAUCGAACGAAUCAUCGUCGAACAUGUGAAAAUAUUCUGAAAAACUUAAUUUCCGAUCCGGAUAAAUAUCAAUUUGGAAAUACGAAGAUUUUCUUUCGUGCAGGACAAGUUGCUUAUCUCGAAAAAUUACGUUCCGAAAAACUUCGUGCUUGUAUCAUCAAAAUUCAAACUACUUACCGAGCUUAUUAUGCACGAAAACGCUACUUGAAAAUCCGACGUACGACUCUGGCAUUACAAUGUUUAGCGAGACGGUAUUUAGCUCAAAAACAUGCAGAAAAUAUUCGUCGUACACAUGCUGUAAUAUUAUUUCAAUCGUUAUGGCGUCGACAAUUAGCUCAUCGUCGUUUUGAAAAUCUCCGAACAGUUCUUAUUGACAUUCAAUCAUAUUGUCGAGGUUAUUUAGUUCGAAAAAAUCUUCAGCAACGAAUGUUGGAACGAAGUGUUCUGGCUCUUCAAUCAUCUGUACGUAUGUGGAUUGCUCGAAGAAGAUUUAUCACAUUUCAACGCGGUAUUGUUCUUUUACAAUCUCAUCAACGUCGACGUGAAGCUUGUCUCGAAGUAAAAAAACUUCGAGUCGAACAACGUUCGAUCGAACAUCAACGACAAUUGAAUAAAGGUUUAGAAAAUAAAAUUAUUUCACUUCAACAUAAAAUUGACGAGCAAAAACGAGACAAUGAACGGCUGGUUAAUAAAGAACAAGAAUUAGAAAAUUUUAAAAAAGAUUUUGACCAAUUAAAAGUCAAUAAUAAAGAAUUGAAACAAAAUCUGAAGAAACAAACCAUUCUUGAAGAAGAACUUCAACAACUUCGAUUAGAAAACGAACGAUUAAAAACCGAAAAUGCGUCGAUACGUGCAGAUCUACUUCAAACUAAACAAUCAAAAGAUGAAAUCAUUUCUAAAAACACCGAUCUAAUCGCCCAAUUAGAAAACGACGUUGAACAAAAAACAAAAGAAAUAAAAAAAUUAGAAGAACAAUUACGCGGAGAUUUGUCCACACAAGAUUCAUCCGCCAUUCGUAUGAAACAAUUAGAAGAAGAAUUAACAGCUGAACGACAACAAAGACAACGCUUAGUCAUUGAAAUGCAUCGAUUGGAACAAAAGUGCGAUAAUCUACAAAGUGAAUUACAGAAUGAAAAUCUUCACAAAGUCAAAUCAGGACCGUCGGACUCGAAUAUGACUUGGGAUUCGAAAUUUAUGGACACACUUGAUCUUGAUGAUUUACCGGAUCAAGCACCGUUGACGACUGAUGGUUUAACUCCUCGUCGUCCUCCUCCUCUUCUUUCGUCGACGAUCAAUACUCAUCAACGUCAUUUAACAACAACACAUACGAAUGAACCACUCGAUGAACUUGUCGAAGCCGGUACUGUUCCUGGUGGUGGUCUUCUCCUUCGCCUUCAACGGCGUUUAAGACAACUUGAACAAGAAAACAAAACGAUGAAUGAAGAAUUGGAUAAAGGAGUGACAAAUUCAUCGAAACUAAGCACAAUGAAAAAGAAUUCAUCGUGGCAUUUAGAUGAAUUAGAAGUGGAUAAAUUAAGAACUGAUUUGAAAGCGUUGAGAGAAGAAGUUUUGAAAGGCGAUGAAAUAGCAGCGAAAGAACAAUUACUUGCACAAUUCGAUGCAUUAAAUGCGGAAUUAGAACAUCGUCGUCGUGAGCAAAUUGAAAUGAAAUCGAAAUUACAAGAACGAGUUAUGCAACAUGAGAAUGAAUCCGACGAUGUGAUUGCAAGUGACGCCAUUGAACAAGCGUAUCAAAGUCAAAAACAAAUCAAUAAAAUGUUGGAACUUGAACUUGAACAAUGUCGAGCAUCAUAUCAGCGAGAAUACGAACGAACACACGAACGUCUGGCACAAGUCGAAGCAGAAAAUCUAGAGUUAUGUAAAUCAAUUGACGAAAAUACGGUGGAUGAUGCGAUGAAACAACAGAUCGCCAAUGUUAUUAACGAAAAUCUGGAACUUCACCAACAAAUUCAAACGAAUCACGCCGAGAUCCGAAAAUUACGACGCGUUAUCAAACUUGUCAAUAAGAGCUUUUCUGCAGGAAAUGUCUCCUGGGAGCAAGUUCUUCAAAAUGGAUCAAUGAACGGAAUGGGUCAACUCAAUGGUCACAAUGAUAUUUCCAAUUCUAUGUUACUAACAACCACAACUGGGCCAACGAAUGUUCCAGGAAAUGUUGAUCUACGUCGUCAAAGCAUCAGACACUUUAGUGGAAUGAUAAAAUGUAAUCCUCAGGAAACGGAACGGAUUACCGAUGCAGUUGUUCUUGAAUUAANGAUUUUCAUGAAUUUCUUUUUGAAAGGCACUUUGUUCGGAUGGAUUGUGAAUGAAAUAAAUAAAUCUUUAGAAUAUGUGGGACAACGACAGUCCUUUAUUGGAGUUUUAGACAUUUACGGCUUCGAAACAUUUGAAAUCAAUAGCUUUGAACAAUUUUGUAUAAAUUACGCGAAUGAAAAACUACAACAGCAGUUUUGUCAACACGUUUUUAAACUUGAACAAGAAGAAUAUAUGAAAGAAGAAAUUACUUGGUCAUUUAUUCAAUUUUAUGAUAAUCAACCGUGUAUUGAUCUGAUUGAAAAUAAACUAGGAAUUUUAGACUUGCUAGAUGAAGAAUGCAAAAUGCCCAAAGGUUCAGACGAAAACUGGCAUAGGAAAUUAGUGAGUCAACAUGGCAAACAUCCGGAUUUUUUAACGAAAAAACUAGCAGCAAAUUCGACAUUUAUCAUCAAUCAUUUUGCCGAGAAAGUGGAAUAUUCAAUCGAUGGAUUUUUAGAGAAAAAUCGAGACACAGUUUUGGAAGAUCAAUUGAAAAUGUUGAAAGAAAGUGAAUUGGAGUUUGUUGUUCAAUUAUUCUUGGAAGAAGAUGAUGGAGUAAAAGGUUCGACAUCAGUGAAAUCGUAUCAAGUACAGAAAACCGGAACAUUACAAGCAGCUUCCAAAGUUCAAGCACAAAGAAAGAAAACCGUUGGAUCGCAGUUUCGUGAAUCUUUAACAAGUUUAAUGUUAGCAUUGAAUUCGACCGAACCUCAUUACGUUCGUUGCAUCAAACCCAAUGACGCCAAAGCUUCAUUCACAUUUGAACCUCGUCGUGCAGUGCAACAAUUGCGUGCUUGUGGUGUUUUGGAAACGGUUCGUAUCAGCGCUGCUGGUUAUCCAUCACGUUGGAGUUAUCACGAUUUUUUUGUGCGUUAUCGGUUAUUAACACGUUCAGCGUUGAUCGAUCGAACGAAUCAUCGUCGAACAUGUGAAAAUAUUCUAAAAAACUUAAUUUCCGAUCCGGAUAAAUAUCAAUUUGGAAAUACAAAGAUCUUCUUCCGUGCAGGACAAGUUGCUUAUCUCGAAAAAUUACGUUCCGAAAAACUUCGUGCUUGUAUCAUCAAAAUUCAAACUACUUACAGAGCUUAUUAUGCACGAAAACGCUACUUGAAAAUCCGACGUACGACUCUGGCAUUGCAAUGUUUAGCGAGACGGUAUUUAGCACAAAAACAUGCAGAAAAUAUUCGUCGUACACAUGCUGUAAUAUUAUUUCAAUCGUUAUGGCGUCGACAAUUAGUUCAUCGUCGUUUUGAAAAUCUCCGAACAGUUCUUAUUGACAUUCAAUCUUAUUGUCGAGGUUAUUUAGUUCGAAAAAAUCUUCAGCAACGAAUGUUGGAACGAAGUGUUCUGGCUCUUCAAUCAUCUGUACGUAUGUGGAUUGCUCGAAGAAGAUUUAUCACAUUUCAACGCGGAAUUGUUCUUUUACAAUCUCAUCAACGUCGACGUGAAGCUUGUCUCGAAGUCAAAAAACUUCGAGUUGAACAACGUUCGAUCGAACAUCAACGACAAUUGAAUAAAGGUUUAGAAAAUAAAAUUAUUUCACUUCAACAUAAAAUUGACGAACAAAAACGAGAUAAUGAACGGUUGGUUAAUAAAGAACAAGAAUUAGAAAAUUUCAAAAAAGAUUUUGACCAAUUAAAAGUCAAUAAUAAAGAAUUGAAACAAAAUCUGAAGAAACAAGCCAUUCUUGAAGAAGAACUUCAACAACUUCGAUUAGAAAACGAACGAUUAAAAACCGAAAAUGCAUCGAUACGUGCAGAUCUACUUCAAACCAAACAAUCAAAAGAUGAAAUCAUUUCUAAAAACACCGAUCUAAUUGCUCAAUUAGAAAAUGACGUUGAACAAAAAGACAACGAAAUUAAAAAAUUAGAAGAACAAUUACGCGGAGAUUUGUCCACACAAGAUUCAUCCGCCAUUCGUAUGAAACAAUUAGAAGAAGAAUUAACAGCUGAACGACAACAAAGACAACGCUUAGUGAUUGAAAUGCAUCGAUUGGAACAAAAAUGCGACAAUCUACAAAGUGAAUUACAGAAUGAAAAUCUUCACAAAGUCAAAUCAGCACCAUCGGACUCGAAUAUGACUUGGGAUUCGAAAUUUAUGGACACACUUGAUCUUGAUGAUUUACCGGAUCAAGCACCGUUGACGAGUGAUGGUUUAACUCCUCGUCGUCCUCCUCCUCUUCUUUCGUCGACGAUCAAUACUCAUCAACGUCAUUUAACAACAACGCAUACGAAUGAACCACUCGAUGAACUUGUCGAAGCCGGUACUGCUCCUGGUGGUGGACUUCUCCUUCGCCUUCAACGACGUUUAAGACAACUUGAACAAGAAAACAAAACAAUGAAUGAAGAAUUGGAUAAAGGAGUGACAAAUUCAUCGAAACUAAGCACAAUGAAAAAGAAUUCAUCGUGGCAUUUAGAUGAAUUAGAAAUGGAUAAAUUAAGAACUGAUUUGAAAGCGUUGAGAGAAGAAGUUUUGAAGGGCGAUGAAAUAGCAGCGAAAGAACAAUUACUUGCACAAUUCGAUGCAUUAAAUGCGGAAUUAGAACAUCGUCGUCGUGAGCAAAUUGAAAUGAAAUCGAAAUUACAAGAACGAGUUAUGCAACAUGAGAAUGAAUCCGAUGAUGUGAUUGCAAGUGACGCCAUUGAACAAGCAUAUCAAAGUCAAAAACAAAUCAAUAAAAUGUUGGAACUUGAACUGGAACAAUGUCGAGCAUCAUAUCAGCGAGAAUACGAACGAACACACGAACGUUUGGCACAAGUCGAAGCAGAAAAUCUAGAGCUAUGUAAAUCAAUUGACGAAAAUACGGUGGACGAUGCAAUGAAACAACAAAUCGCCAAUGUUAUUAACGAAAAUCUGGAACUUCAUCAACAAAUUCAAACGAAUCACGCCGAGAUCCGAAAAUUACGACGCGUUAUCAAACUUGUUAAUAAGAGCUUUUCUGCGGGAAAUGUCUCUUGGGAGCAAGUUCUUCAAAAUGGAUCAAUGAACGGAAUGGGUCAACUCAAUGGUCACAAUGAUAUUUCCAAUUCUAUGUCAUUAACAACCACAACAGGGCCAGCGAAUGUUCCAGGAAAUGUUGAUCUACGUCGUCAAAGCAUCAGACACUUUAGUGGAAUGAUAAAAUGUAAUCCUCAGGAAACGGAACGGAUUACCGAUGCAGUUGUUCUUGGUAUCUAUUUNGGUUCAACAACUGAUCGAACACGAAUUGAAUAUGAGCAACAAGAGAAUUUUGAUUUAGGCUACACAUUUCCACUGGUCUAUCCGUAUGUUCCAUCGACUGUUUCACUUGAUCAAAUUGACAUUCCUCAUGAACUUCACCUUGACUUUCUUUCACUUGUUUAA